Messenger RNA from Guillardia theta CCMP2712, 252 nucleotides. RefSeq lists its product as hypothetical. The transcript has a single exon. Lineage: Eukaryota; Cryptophyceae; Pyrenomonadales; Geminigeraceae. Bases 1 to 252 code for a protein of 83 amino acids. The record is from RefSeq and is a predicted model, not a curated record.
AUGCUGCUAUGGUGGAAUGAGGCUAUGCCUGGCCCAUAUCUGAGACUGAGAGAGGCAGUAGGGAAGCAGCCCCAGUAUGCGCCAUACAUCAAGGUAGAACAGUAUCUGGGGAUGUUGAAGGAAGCGAAGGUCAAUGAGAAGGAAGCAAAAGUGGUGACGAGCUUUUUGCACGACAUGGGCGCGCUCAAAUUCUGUGGUCAUGAGCUGAGAGUCGCCGAUAGCAAGGAGAAGAGAUUCCGCAUGGAUGAUUGA